Messenger RNA from Hirsutella rhossiliensis, 888 nucleotides. RefSeq names its product aldo/keto reductase family domain-containing protein. Bases 1 to 888 code for a protein of 295 amino acids. Gene Ontology annotation, molecular function: aldose reductase (NADPH) activity. NCBI's taxonomy places the organism in Eukaryota, Fungi, Ascomycota, Sordariomycetes, Hypocreales, Ophiocordycipitaceae. The transcript has 2 exons. Gene Ontology annotation, cellular component: cytosol. The record is from RefSeq and is a predicted model, not a curated record.
AUGUCGAGGGCUCCCCCGGCGGAGUCAGGCCUCGGCCCGCUGAUGAUCUACGGAACUGCCUGGAAGGAGAACAAGACGGAAGAGCUCACCGAGUCCGCCAUGGAGCACGGCUUUAGUGGCGUAGACACGGCCAAUUACCCUACCGCCUACAAUGAGCCGCUGGCAGGGAAAGCCAUCGCGGCCGCUCUCCGGCGCGGCCUCAAACGCGAGCAUCUCUUCAUCCAGUCCAAGUUUACGCCAGUCUGGGCACAUGACAAGGACAGGAUACCCUUCAACCCGGACCAGGACAUCGAGGGCCAGGUCAGAGAGUCCAUUGCCCAGACCUUGAAGCACCUCGAGGUCGGCUACGUCGAUGCGCUUCUCCUGCACGUGCCCUUUGAAAAGGACGACGACAAUAUCACAGCGUGGAAGGUGUUUGAGACGUUCGUGCCCGAAAGGAUCCGCUACCUAGGCGUCUCCAACAUCCACCUGCCGCAGCUUCAGAGCAUCUACGCCGCCGCGACAGUCAAGCCCGUCAUCGUGCAAAACCGUUUCUACAAGGAGACCUCGUUUGACCUAGAUGUUAGGACGUUUUGCGCGGAUCAUUGCAUCACCUAUCAGGCAUUUUGGAUGCUCGCGCACAACCCCAAGGUUCUCGAGUCGGCCGUAGUUUCGUCCGUGGCGGACAAGCUGCAAGUAGAAAAGGGGCUGGCCUUCUAUGUAUUAAUUCUUUGUUUAGGAAAUACGCAGGUCCUCAACGGAACGACAAAAACGGAGCGUAUGGCCAAGGAUACGGAGACGAUUAAGCUAGUAUUCGAAGACGCUGUGCUUCUCAAGGAGCUAGAGCCGUCUGUGGCGGACUUCAAGAAGCUUCUCUGGGAACUAGCGAGCAAGAAUAACCAACGUUAA